Molecule: messenger RNA, 1050 nt
Organism: Geosmithia morbida
Lineage: Eukaryota; Fungi; Ascomycota; Sordariomycetes; Hypocreales; Bionectriaceae
Exons: 1
Coding region: 1-1050 (349 amino acids)
Source: RefSeq, a predicted model, not a curated record
AUGGAGCCGAGUCAGCAUGCGCCGCAACAAACGACUCGUCGAAGGGGUCCGUCGGGAUCUGGAGGAAUCUUCGGCCGGUUCCCAUUCAUGAAGACGAGCGCGCCAGCAGAAGACAACGAUCGCCAGACUUCGACUCCGACUCCGGCACAGCAGCAGCAGGGCGAGGGCGGCGCAACAAUAGCAACAAUAACAACAAUCUCGUCCUCGUCAUCUUCAACCCCCCUCCCUCUCGGCACCAGUAGUACCGAUAUCAUUUUGAAGCAGCAGCAGCGCACGCGUCGACGUAGAGGAUCACUUAGAAAGGUGGCACUGCUAGGACGGGGAGCCCAGCGCAGCAGACGGGGCACAUCUCCGUCUUCCCCAUCUUCGACGACACCCAAGCCAGCGACACACGAUACCAACGAGACGCCGCGCGCCAUGAACCGGCAGUAUGACGCCCUGGGCCUCGGAUCCGUCGACCUCACCCCGCGGGCAUUCAUCGCCGCCAGGCACGGCGCCCCAGCUGGCCAGAGCAUCGGCCCGCCCGCCCCAGAGUCCUCGGCAACAUAUAGCUCCACGACAGAUGAGGACGACAUGCUGCAGCUCCCGCACCCACAGGGUCCGCCACGACGUCUCAGCCAAGGUGCCGUUGCCGCUGCCGCCGCCGCCGCCAAGUCAUCGUAUUAUGUCGGCAUGGAGACGCAGCGCCGCCGGUCCUUUCACCAGGUCAAGUCCCCGCUGUCUUCGUACAACGGGCUCGCCACCGCACCGGGCCAGUCCGACUCGGAUUGGGACUACUCCGACACUGAGUGGUGGGGUUGGGUCGUGCUCAUCAUCACAUGGCUCGUCUUUGUCGUCGGCAUGGGCUCUUGUCUAGAUAUAUGGAGCUGGGCGUGGGAUGUUGGAAAGACGCCUUAUGCGCCGCCCGAGCUAGAGGAUGACCCCACGCUCCCUAUUGUCGGGUAUUACCCUUGCCUCAUCAUUUUGACGUGCGUCAUGGCUUGGGUUUGGGUCGUUGUCGCCUGGGUAGGCAUGAAGCAUUUCCGACAUGCCAAGAUUAGUGGUGACUAG